AUGGUCCGGCACAUCCGGUCGGCAUUAUAUUUCAUUUGGAUAUUUUUAACAUUCAAAAUCUUGAAGGCGGAUGAGGGCAAAAUAGUAGGAGGCAGAGUGGCCCAGCCAGGCGAAUUCCCUUUUCAGCUUUGCAUGUGGGGCGAACAAAGAUGCGGGGGCGCACUGGUAACGAUGAGGCAAUUUAUGACCGCCGCCCAUUGUUUUGUUAAAAAAUCGUCAAAAAAUGACAUUACCAAGCACUUCAUGAUAGCCGGGGUUGUGGACUGUACCAAAAAAGACGACCCGUUUUAUCAAAAGAGAGGUAUAAAAGAUUACAAAAUGCACCCAGAUUUCGCGUACAAAAAAGACAUGACUGCAUAUCAUGAUUUUGCUAUCGGGAUUGUGGACAAACCGUUCGACCAAUCCGAACGUGUCAAGGUGGGCGCGUUUCCGAACACCGACCCGGCCAAGUUCCGCCAAUACUGGGAAGACAUUUCCAAAAACGGUAAAAAAUGCCUCGCCAUGGGAUUCGGAGCAAUGACGGACAUCAAUGCCAAGGAUUUCAGUAAUGAUUUAAAAAUAGCAGAGAUGAAUCCGAAAGAUCCAGCGUUCUGCAAAACAACUCACAUGUACGACUCUGAUAAACUGAUGGACGGUGAAGUUUGUUGUAUUCCGGAGAAUGUCAAAACGGAGAGCCAGGGAAAGGGCGACGCGGGCACGGCUCUGGUCUGCGAAGGUUUUAUGUUCGGUGUGGGUACUGCAGGAUAUUUCCAGCCAGAUUAUAACGUACAGUAUUUCACACUCGCUUAUCCUUACCUAAACCUCAUCGAAAAGGAAUCUGGGUACAUCUGCCGCAGCUCUCACAUGGCCGUCAUCUUCGGGUUCUUCACCGUAGUUGUGGUUAAUGGUUUACAAUUUUGA
This is a messenger RNA of Cimex lectularius (bed bug), 900 nucleotides long. RefSeq names its product submandibular glandular kallikrein-9-like. Gene Ontology annotation, biological process: proteolysis. Bases 1 to 900 code for a protein of 299 amino acids. Lineage: Eukaryota; Metazoa; Arthropoda; Insecta; Hemiptera; Cimicidae. The transcript has a single exon. The record is from RefSeq and is a predicted model, not a curated record. Gene Ontology annotation, molecular function: serine-type endopeptidase activity.